UGUGUUGGACUCUGUGUUGUGGUGGGUGUUGGUCGUUUGUAGACAUUAGCAGACUCCAUUUAUAAACUAAUGUUAGCUAGUGUUGCCCACUGUUGGCACUGUAGGGAAGCGGAGAGAGAAGGCACUCGGGAGCAUAAAGGUCACAACCUUUGACCCUCAUCCUACAUAGAGACACAUAGAGAUCAGUCCACAGUCAGCAGAGGGACAAAGCUACACUACAACCUGUUCACUCUCUGCUGAUCAAUAAUCUGAUCAAUAAUCUGAUCAAUAAUCUGAUCAAUAAUCUGAUUAUUAUAGAGACACAACAGGAUUCACAGUCUGACAUAUGGAAGCUUUAAUAGUUUAACCAUUAAAAACUGACUGUGAUUUUAGUGUUAAAUCCAGAAAUAAACAAAUGAGAGAAAGUAAAAAUAAUAAUAAUUGUCCUGUUUUCAGGGUCUUUAAUGUUCAUUAAAGUGCAUUAAUGUAGUAAGAGCAGCCUGUAUGUGAGAGCAGUUACUGUUAUCGAUGUUGACCUGCUGUAACAUGACUGUAAACUCACAGAGCAGGAAUGUGUGUGCAGAAAUCUCACUGUGUAUGGGACAUGUGAUGACGCAUAUUUGUGGGUGUUUGAAUAAAACAAGUAAUUAUGUAUUUUCAGAUGACUUUCUGUUAGUCAUUCAUUAUGUCUCCACUGGGAGAGGCUCCAGUGAUGUGCCGAUAGUGGACGAGUCGGCUCUUUGAGUCGACUCCCUUCAGUAAAAGAUGGGAGUUGAUUUAUUUCUUUUAUAAGUUACAGCAGAGGAUAAACAUGAUCCACAAACAUCGAGAGCAAAGUGGUGUCAAACUAAGGUUAUUUUUAGUAUUACCUGAAACAAUAUCAGGGUGUGAACUACAGGUGAGCUCACCUGGUCUCUAAAAUACUGACAAUCAGCUCCUCCGGGAUUGUUGUUGCCUAAAAUGUCUAAAAUGUCUGAUUUCACAACAGCCUUUAUAGAAAAUUGUGAUGUAUGUUGUUGUUUUAGACAUUUUUGCAAUGAAACUGAGAGAAAGUGAAAAUUGCUAAAAUAGUUGUGUCUUUAAUGGGCAGAUCAAUUAUUGGCUGUAAUUUAUAUUAUUAUUAUUAUUGUUAUUAUUAUUAUCAUUCUGAGCAUUCAUAAUAAAAAACAUUUCCCAUUAUUGGCCAAUCAUUUUGCCAUUAAUUAUCCUGUGUCAGUAAAAAUUAUGAUGAACCAAUCGAACAGCUCGACAGUGUUUCACUCUGUAUCUUAUAUAAUGACAAACCUUCUCACUAUUAUUAUUAUUAUUGUUAAAGUUUGACAUUAUUAUGACUUACACAAUCCUUUUUUUGGCGUCCAUCAUUAGAGAUCCGUUACUGACUCGCCGAGUUGAACCGAAUGACUCGGAUCUCCGAGCGGAGCCGAACCGCCCUCCGUCAGCAGACGCUCCGGCUGUCCCAAACCGCACACGGCCCGCGCAUGCGCAGUGUCGCGGGGUGCCUGCUGAAAGUCUCGGAAGUUUAGCCAAGUUGCAGUGAUUUAGCCAGCAGCUAGCAGCAGAAAACGACGGUCGGACCGCCGCAAACUUCGGUUUUCUGCGGAUAAAAAGUGCGUUUGGACGGAAGCUUUCCCCGCACAGUGACCCUCGGAGGACUAUCGAUGGAUUUAAAGCGUUUUUCGGUGUUUAACUGGCGCCAGCAGCAGCGGGAAACUCAGUAGAAAGAAGUUGUGAUUGUUUUUUUUUGGCGCUCUGGCGGCGCAGAGGAAAGAUGGAGGAUUAGCAUCAGAGCUAACAGGAGCUAACAGGAGCUAGUUGGCUGGUUGAUGAGAGAAAAACGAGUGGAUGAGGACAGAUUAUUGAUCCCACUGACGCUGUUUGAGCUGCUGUUCAUGUUCACAGAUUAACUAAAGAAUGAGAGUCCCUCAGGCUCUGAGGAUGGGACCAGGGCUACUGGAGGCAGGAUCUAGACAUCAGAUGGUGCUCUGAAGAAGCCAUGGGUAGCUGUUUAAGCUGUCCAGAGAAAGAAUCAAUUCCAGAUAAUCAUCAAAGCAAAUUCAAGGUGAUCAACGUGGACGACGAUGGGAACGAGUUGGGCUCGGGUGUGAUGGAGUUGACUGAUGCUGAGCUUGUCCUCCACACCCAUCGCCGUGACGACGUCAGGUGGCCUUACCUUUGCCUCCGUCGCUAUGGUUACGACUCCAACCUUUUCUCGUUCGAGAGCGGCCGGCGCUGCCAGACGGGGCAAGGUAUUUUUGCGUUCAAGUGUUCUCGAGCUGAAGAGAUCUUCAACAUGCUGCAGGAGGUGAUGCACAGUCACAGUAUCAGUGUGGUAGAGGAGGCGGUGCUGGAACCCAACCAGCAGGUGGCGCACACUCCUGCAGCUCUGGGAUACUCGGUGCCGACGGUUCCUAACGGUGUGACCAGGAUCCCGUCUGUGGGUGAGGCCCCGUCUCACCCCUCCACCCGCCACCCAUCUGUAGCCAGCACCCGUCUGCCCUCCGUGGGGGAGGAGUCCACUCACCCUCUGCUGGUGGCCGACGACGCGGUGCACACCUACGUGAACACCACCGGCCUCCUGGAGGAGCAGCCGAGCCCACUGACGGUCACCACCCCUCUGGAGAGCCCCACCUCCCCGCAGUCUCAGUGUCCUCCGACCCCCCCGCCUCCCCCGAGGGUCCGUGGUGAGCUGCUAGCCCCGCCCCCCCAGCCAGAGCCUCAGGUGCUGCUGGAGCCUCAGGGCGUCCGCUUCGUGCUGGGACCCACCCCUGUUCAGAGGCAGCUGAUGGAGAAGGAGAAGAAGCAGCAGGAGGCCGAGGAGCCCCGAGAGACUAACGGCCACGGCGAGGCUCCUGCUGAGCCUGAGCCUGGCCCCCCGCUCUCCAACGGCUCCUCCUCCAAUCCCUCCACGGCUCCACGCCGCCAACGCCCGCCCCCCCCCCCCCUCACCCCCGACCUGCAGAAUGUCAACAACUCGGCACAGCGGCGCACUGCCCUGCUGGACUAUGAGAACCUGCCGGCGCUGCCGCCGGUGUGGGAGGCGAGGAAGCCGAGCUCAGAGGAGGAUGAGAACGGCUGCGGCGGCUUGAAGACGCCAUCACUCAACGGUUAUCACGCCCACCACGGCCUGCUGCACCACUCCUACUCCCACCCGCUGUCCGCCUCCCUCGAGUCCUCGCACAACUACGUCAACACAGAGAACGUGACAGCGCCGCUCAGUGCCCACCGGCCCGACACGGCCCGCCGCCGCACCGAGGGCCCGACCAUCUUCAACUUUGACUUCCGCCGGCCGCCGCUGUCGGGCCACGCCGAGCAACCCAAAACCCUCAACUACAUUGAGGUGGAGAUGGACGGCGGCACCGGGAACAAGGGCACUUCGGACGGCAGCAACCCCCACACGCCCCGCACCCCAACCUCGCCGCUGCCCCCCACAACCCCCACCCGCCGCACCGAGCUCUACGCCCUCAUUGACAUCGAGCGCACCGCCGCCAUGUCCAACCUUCAGAAGGCGCGGCCGCGAGACGACGGCACGUCACGCAAGACGCGACACAACAGCACGGAGCUGCCCACCAAAAGCACCGUGUGACCCUCCCCUCACUUCCUGUUAACACGGCGCUUGGACGUCUUUAUAUUCCCACGGAGACGCAGCGACAGACUUAUUGACUUCCUGUGAGGUCACCUGUGCAGGUGUAUUUCCUGUGCUACCUCUGCUGGUCGCAGACUGCGUUCCUCCUGUAUGGUACAGAUCAGUAUUACUGAACAAAGCAUUCCAUUUAGCCUUUAUAUGAUCACUGCGAGCUGCUGUCUGAUGGUACAGUCUGUACAGUCUGUACGUGGAGUCUGGCUGCACAAUAAAUGUCUGUUUUUAUUUGUA
Molecule: messenger RNA, 3850 nt
Organism: Dicentrarchus labrax (European seabass)
Lineage: Eukaryota; Metazoa; Chordata; Actinopteri; Moronidae
Product: fibroblast growth factor receptor substrate 2
Exons: 7
Coding region: 1973-3562 (529 amino acids)
Biological process (GO): cell surface receptor protein tyrosine kinase signaling pathway
Cellular component (GO): cell-cell junction; cytoplasm
Source: RefSeq, a predicted model, not a curated record